AUGGUCCGAAUCAAGGAGAGGUAUAUCCUCGUCAACAUUCUUUACCCACCUGACGCGUCAAAGCAACAGGCGACCAAUGUUCCGGAUUUCGUAGUCAUGCAUCAGCCCACGACGGGGCAGCUUACUCCCCAGUCACUGCUGAAGGCGCUCCGAGCUGAAGUUGCUACGCUGUUUGGCGAUUACGGCUCUGGUGCCAUUGAAGGAAACCUAUCAACCUAG
Colletotrichum siamense is the source of this 219-nucleotide messenger RNA. RefSeq names its product Ribonuclease P/MRP protein subunit POP5 (gene POP5). Lineage: Eukaryota; Fungi; Ascomycota; Sordariomycetes; Glomerellales; Glomerellaceae. Gene Ontology annotation, biological process: tRNA 5'-leader removal. The record is from RefSeq and is a predicted model, not a curated record. Bases 1 to 219 code for a protein of 72 amino acids. The transcript has 2 exons. Gene Ontology annotation, cellular component: ribonuclease P complex.